GCCAUUCAGACCACCAGCACUACCAUGACCUCUUUCUACCCCGAUAUCGCUCCUCCCGUUUCUGGGCUCGCCAAAUAUCGCACACUCUCGCCGCUAUGUGGCCUCCGUGUCUCACCAGUUCAGCUUGGUGCGGCGAACAUAGGCGACAAGUGGGCUGCGAUGGGAUACGGGUCCAUGGACAAAGAGGCAAGCUUCAAGCUUCUCGAUGCCUACUUUGAUCUCGGUGGAAACUUCAUUGAUACCGCUAAUGACUAUCAGGAAGGGUCCUCCGAAGAGUUCAUUGGCGAGUGGAUGGAAAAGCGCGGCAAUCGCGACCAGAUCAUCCUGGCGACAAAGUAUACCUGCAACUACAAGCGCCAUAUAGAGUCCCCGCAUAAAAUCACCUUCGUCGGCAACAAUGUCAAAUCAAUGCAUGUCUCCGUCGAAGCAUCUCUCAAGAAGCUCAAAACGUCUUACGUUGAUAUUCUUUAUCUGCAUUGGUGGGACUGGGCUUCCGGUGUUGAGGAAGUCAUGAACGGUCUGCAUAACUUGGUCACUGCAGGCAAGGUUCUGUACCUGGGUGUCUCUGAUACCCCCGCCUGGGUCGUUUCUCAAGCUAAUCAGUACGCUCGGGAUCACGGAAAGACUCCAUUUGUCAUCUAUCAAGGGCAAUGGAACAUCAUGAAAAGGGAUUUUGAAAGGGAGAUCAUACCGAUGGCCAGGUCCCUGGGCCUUGCCCUCGCUCCGUGGGACGUUCUUUGUGGAGGCAAGAUCCGCACGGAUGCUGAAGAAGCUCGUCGUAAAGAGUCGGGUGAGAAGGGACGAACGAUAUUCAGCCCAGAAUGGGAGAGAACUGAAGACGAAAAGAAGAUCUCCGGUGUUCUUGAAGAAGUGGGCAGGGAGGUUGGCGUUGGCGAUAAUGUGCAGGCCGUUGCAAUUGCAUAUUUGAUGCACAAGACUCCUUACGUGUUCCCUGUCCUCGGUGGGCGGAAGAUUGAACACCUCAAAGCCAACAUCAAGGCCUUGGAUAUCGCUUUGACCGGGGACCAGAUCAAGCGUCUCGAGGGUGUUCUUCCAUUUGACCUUGGCUUCCCCGGAAAUAUGGUGGGUGUUGGGUCAAGUGUGAGCGGGAUACUGCAGGGUCAAGCGGCUAGUAAUCUCGAUGUUUGGCCUUUGCCCGGCGUCAUUAAGCCUAUGGCUCAGUGAGCUUCCCAGGCCUGUGGUAACAGUGUCCCGAAUAUGCCCAUUUACAGAUAUUUACUGAAAACUUGACGCUAUGUGCUCUGCUGUGAUGAGGAAUUCCGCCGACCUUUUCGAUCUCGUCGAUAAAGUUUAUGAUGUUGGGUUAGUUCUGUUUAGAGAACUUCGGCAUCAUUGCCUUCCGAUCACGAGACCUGUACAGC
Stereum hirsutum FP-91666 SS1 is the source of this 1382-nucleotide messenger RNA. RefSeq names its product Aldo/keto reductase. The transcript is spliced from 10 exons. The coding region runs from base 25 to 1185 and encodes 386 amino acids. The record is from RefSeq and is a predicted model, not a curated record. Lineage: Eukaryota; Fungi; Basidiomycota; Agaricomycetes; Russulales; Stereaceae.